AAGACAUUUCUCCAGAGAAGAGGGUUGGCUCUGCUCAGAUUAACAGUUUUACCCAGCAUGUUUAAGUAGAGCGCACUUUAAAGUUCAUGACAGCGGGUUACCUCCUCACUUUACGCACAAAACUAAGUAAAACAGCACCAGCGAGACUUCCUGAUUUCAGCUGUUGCUUAUAGACGUCGUGGGACAGAAUGACCACCACCAUGGACAAAGCUCACAACUUUCGCAUCGACGCGCUCCUUGCGCAUGACGCGGAACACAGGACUGACAGUGACGGUGCGCCCCCCGGGCUCUAUUACAGCAGGAGCCCCGGCGGAAGUUCUCUGUCGCCCCGCGGCUCACAGACACCUUCACCUCACUCAAACCCUACAAACUCCUCUCCAGUCCACCCAGGAGUCCUCUCCAAGUCUCAGCUCUUGAACUUAUCCCAGUCAGGAUUUGCUGCCCUGCAACAAGGGGGUCUCCUCGGAAUGCACCCCGGCUCCAUGUACCCUCUGGCGGCCCUAGGAGGCCAGCACCACGCCUUCAUAUACCCCGGUCUUGCGCAGCUGGUCCAUCCGUACCCUGAGCAGUUGAAGGCGGCCACUUUGGCGGCGGCGCACCCGCUGGAGCCUUGGAUCAGAGCCGGGAUGAUGAUGCCCAGAGUGGGCGAGUAUGGUGGCCAGGCUCAGGCGAGUUUGUUGGGGAAGUGUCGGAGGCCGAGGACAGCUUUCACCAGCCAGCAGCUGCUUGAAUUAGAAAACCAGUUCAAGCUGAACAAGUACCUGUCCAGGCCUAAACGCUUUGAGGUGGCCACUUCAUUAAUGCUGACUGAGACUCAGGUUAAAAUCUGGUUCCAGAACAGACGUAUGAAAUGGAAGCGAAGUCGUAAGGCCAAGGAACAAGCAUCCCUGACCUCCUCACUGACCGGCACAGACAGCACAGGGAUGGAUGUGCACAAGCCUCAGAGCGACUCACACAGCUCCAGUCUUGAGGAUGAAGAAGAGAUAGAUGAGGAGGAUGAGGAUGAGAAAAGUUCUGUGGGCCCUGUAGUCUUUAUGAGGCAUACAGGAGGAGGACCAGUGAACUACAGCUCCUACUCAGAGGAGGAACUGGAGGAGGGAGGCCAAGGGACUAAAAGUGAUGUUUUCCCUUAGCUAUGAUGCUUGGCAUACUUUUAUUUUAUUCCUUUAUUUAAACUCUUGUGAAGAGAAUAUUACACAAACAGGUGCACAAACAUUGAGACAUCUAGGGACGUAUUGAUGUAUCACAUGCCGUGAAUCAGACCUUCAAAAUUAGCACUAAAUAUAUCAACUCCUGCACAUCAGCUUUGAUAAAGACAAUAAAAGAAAUGUUAUUUAUUUCAGACAACAAGGACAAAAAGUGAAAAGCCUCUGCCCCUAUCCAGUCAUCUGUGAUAAGCUUAUUUAUCCAUAAAAAUUCACGCAUUUACUGACUUCCAUUGGGGUUAAUAGCACUUCAGUGGACAACAGUGGACACAAACAAAUCCAUAAGCUUGUUGUGUUAUUUGUUAAAAGUGCAUCCCUAUCUGUUACAGCUGACUGUCGAAUAUUUCAAAACAUGUCAUAUUAUUGACUUGAAUUCUUUGUUUUUACCCAACUUUAUGGCCAGGAUUUUUUAUAAUAAAUAUUCAGCUGUGUUGUACUGUAUACUUGAAACUGCAAGUUAUUUUAUUGUAAUAAGUUAAAUAAACGCACACAAACACAGACAAAUGUGCGCACAAAAAUAGCUGCAGGUGCUGUAUAGUUCUUGUAAUGUACUGUUAAUAUGACAAUUUUCCUGUAUGUUGUGUCUU
Messenger RNA from Cheilinus undulatus (humphead wrasse), 1792 nucleotides. Its product is annotated as motor neuron and pancreas homeobox protein 1-like. The coding region runs from base 189 to 1133 and encodes 314 amino acids. NCBI's taxonomy places the organism in Eukaryota, Metazoa, Chordata, Actinopteri, Labriformes, Labridae. The record is from RefSeq and is a predicted model, not a curated record. The transcript has 3 exons. Gene Ontology annotation, molecular function: DNA-binding transcription factor activity, RNA polymerase II-specific; sequence-specific double-stranded DNA binding. Gene Ontology annotation, biological process: central nervous system development; spinal cord motor neuron cell fate specification; neuron projection morphogenesis. Gene Ontology annotation, cellular component: nucleus.